Mesocestoides corti is the source of this 330-nucleotide messenger RNA. The record is from the annotation of a GenBank genome assembly. NCBI's taxonomy places the organism in Eukaryota, Metazoa, Platyhelminthes, Cestoda, Cyclophyllidea, Mesocestoididae.
UGCGCAUCCCACUUCCGAAUUCCUUCGGCUGAGAGGACCGUAGUUUCUUUGCUGCGGCCUCAGCCUACGAGCGACGGAAGGAAUGGUGAACGACCAAGCGCACAAGUGUUUGCAUCGGUGAACACAGGUAGUCUGGAGGACUGUGCGGACUUUAGUUUGCCACGAGGGGUAGGCGAGAAACGGAUUCUCCGAUUGGCUGCCGAGUCGCUGGGUCUACCAAUCGCAGCAGGGCUACCGAAGCGCGCAAUGCAAUUUGGCUCUCGGGUGGCCAAAAGCGAAAACCUGCAAAAAGUCCACGGCGCUGACAGGAACCUUGUCGAUGGAGAGUGA